CAUCCGUAUCGUCGCAUCUAUAAAGAAAGCGCUGAUCGCCCAACUUCCCACCAUCAACUCGCAUCCUCCACCACAGGCAACCGACAGAGCCUGUCAUUGUUCCUCUUAAGGCGUACUCCGCUGCACUAUCAACAAGCCUGCCUGCCCACAUACAAGAUGUAUAGCUCUCUGAUUCUCGCACUCGCGCCUGCGGCUGCUCUGGCAGCUCCUAUUCUUGAGCAGAGGAAUGCCAUACCAGGCAAAUACAUUGUCAAGUUCAAGAACAAUCCCAACACACUUUCUACCAUGGCCUCAAUGAAGGUCGCACUGUCUAAGGAACCCGAGUACGAUUAUUCGUUCGGGUCGUUCAAUGGCUUUGCUGGUGAGCUGUCAGCUACUGAACUCGCAAAGCUGCAAGCCUCAGACUCUGUCGAGUACAUCGUUCCGGAUGCUGAGGUACAUACUCAAGACAUCCAGUAUGAAGCGAAUGCCCCAUGGGGCCUGGGCCGCAUCUCGCACGUCGAGAAGGGCAACACGACAUACGCAUACGAUUCAUCAGGCGGCGAGGGAACCUGCAGCUAUGUCAUCGAUACCGGAAUUUUUACCUCCCAUCCUGAAUUCGAAGGUCGCGCUGAGUGGCUCGAGAACUUCACUGGCGAUGGUCGGGACUCAGAUGGCGCUGGCCACGGAACCCACUGCGCUGGUACAAUCGGGAGUCUUACCUACGGUGUCGCGAAGAAGACAAAGCUGUAUGCUGUCAAGGUACUCGAUAGCUCCGGCUCUGGCACAUACGCUGGUGUGAUCGCCGGCAUUAACUACGUGACGAACGACCAUCCUACUCGGGACUGUCCUAAAGGCUCAGUUGCCAACAUGUCGCUUGGGGGCGGCAAGAACCAAGCCGUCAAUGAUGCCGUGGCCGCUGCUGUGGCAUCCGGCGUUUUCUUCGCUAUUGCCGCAGGAAAUAACAAUGGAAAUGCCGCAAACUACUCCCCUGCCUCAGAGCCAACUGCAUUCACUGUCGCUGCCUCCGAUAUCAACGACGCCAAGGCCUCUUUCUCGAACUACGGUGCCCUUGUUGACAUCUGGGGCCCCGGCGUCUCAAUCCUCAGCACCUGGAACGAUGGCAAGACCAACACCAUCUCCGGGACGUCUAUGGCUACUCCCCAUAUUGCCGGACUGGCUGCCUACCUUCUUGGUGCUGACGUCGCCACCGUGGACACCGUCGGCCAGGCCAUCGUUGACCUCGCUACGAAGAAUGCCCUGACCGGUGUCCCUUCUGGAACAAUUAACGCCGUUGCGUUUAAUGGUGUCACUGCAUAGAAUCUGGGCGCCGAUAAGUUCAUCGUAGAUCCAGCUCGCAUCAAGAUCGUCACUAUCGCAUCGACAGUCACAGCCUCGACAACCUCUAACUUCACUACGACUGUAGGUCUCCCACCCGGCCGCAGAUUUGCAGGUGCUGAGCCUACUUCUUUAUCCACCGUUUGACAGUCCAUACUACGUUGAGAAC
This is a messenger RNA of Paraphaeosphaeria sporulosa, 1486 nucleotides long. RefSeq names its product subtilisin-like serine protease-like protein PR1A. NCBI's taxonomy places the organism in Eukaryota, Fungi, Ascomycota, Dothideomycetes, Pleosporales, Didymosphaeriaceae. The transcript is spliced from 6 exons. Gene Ontology annotation, molecular function: serine-type endopeptidase activity. Bases 157 to 1299 code for a protein of 380 amino acids. The record is from RefSeq and is a predicted model, not a curated record. Gene Ontology annotation, biological process: proteolysis.